AUGAAGGCUCUGGAGCCUCUAGAGGGUGGGCCGGCCCAGCAGUUGUUCGGCUUUAAGUCUGCUGUGGCGCCGAUUCGCUGUGCUGAGGCGAUGAUUCUCGAGUGGAUGGCUGAGCCUCGUGUGGGCGUGCUCAUGGACCUGGGGAGGAUCAGAUCCCGCCUGUCUGCCAUUCUGGCCGCUACAGCCUACCGGCGAGCGGUCAGCUUCGCAGCCUUCCUCGUGCUUGUAGCGAGGUUCCCGCGCGUUGUGAACCUAAAGAAGGCGUCCAUGUCUCGGGAAACGGCAGCUUAUUUGGCUAUCGUGGCGGAGUUGGGGGCGGGCAGGCAGAUUAAGAACGAUUGCUUUGCUUCCGUGCUGGUGCAGGUGCUCGGGGUGAAGGAGAGUGCUGAGCUGCAGGAAGGGUUUGGGUUUUUCGUGCAGCAUCUGCUCUCAGGCGGGCUGGAGGAGGCGCAUGCAAAGGGGCGAGGGGGAGCGGGGGGAAAGGGUGCUGAGAAUGCGCAGGGGGAGGAGAAAGGGGGGACCGGGAGGAAGGCUGCUGAGGAGGCGCAGGGAGAGGAGGGACGGGCGGAUGGCGAGGUGGUGGAGAGGGGUGGGGGCAUGGAAAAGGAGGAGGAACUGCUGAGUGCUCUGGCAGGGUUGGAUAUCACACAGGGUGAUUCUGAGCUGUCAAAUCCAGAGAGCUGUGCUGAGGCGUGUAUGUACAUAUUCGAUGGGAACAAUGCCAAUAAGAUGAGGGUGGAAGAGGCUGCGAUUGAGGAGGCUAGAAGGAGACUGAGAGGAGGGGUGGGUGGAAAAGUGAGAGUGUGGGGUUCAGGAGGAACUGGAGGAGAGGGGACAGCAUCAGACACGAGUGGGGCUGGAGCAGACACGAGUGGGGCUGGAGCAGAUACGAGUGGGGCUGGAGCAGAUACGAGUGGGGCUGGAGCAGACACGAGUGGGGCUGGAGCAGAUACUAGUGGGGCUGGAGCAGACACGAGUGGGACAUCAGCAAGCACCAGUGGCAGUGGAGCAGCAGCUAACACGACUGGGGGAGCAGCAGACACAAGCAGGGCAGCAAAAUCAUCGGCAGUGUGGGAUGCGUCUGCUGCCAGUGCUGCUGCUUUAGCUGAAACCCGGCCUUCUUCUAGAAGAGCAGAUGGCACUUGCGCCAGCUACAGUGCUGGUCUCGUGCCUGUAAACGCAAGUUCUGUCCUCGCAGCCUUCACAUACCGAGUCGCCCGCAUCUUACACUGGGUCCGAAUCUACGGCUCAGAUGUUGUCUUCGUGAGAAGAUGCUUCAGGAGUAAGCCACAGGACAGGAUCCUGCAAAUGCCCCAUCCGUUUCGAGGCCUCCCGAGCCUGCUGCUCCGGCUCGGCGCCAUCCCCAAGCCUCUUGAUGACGCUGAUUUCCCUACGGAGUGGGAGGAAUGGCCACAGGGGGAUGAAGCUGCUGCGAAGCUUCCCCAUGAUCGUGAAGCGAGAUUCUUCCAGCUGGGUAUUGUGGAGGAGAGUGCGACGGGGGUGGGGAGUACUCAGGGGUGCGACAGGGUAACAGAGCAAACAUCAAAGUCUGGGAGGAAGCACACAAGAGGGAAGGGGCGAAGAGGCAAAGCAUCCACCCAAGGAAGUGGCAUCAGAGGCGGUGAUACAAACAGAGGGUUUGGCGAAGACCAAAGGGGGGGGUUCUCAAACCCAUCCGGCACGGCUGCUGUUGCACAGUUGCCUCCGGGAUGGACCCUCCCCAUCGUCCGCUGUGUGGCAGAUGCAGAGUUUCUAGUUGAAGCGGUGAGCGUGAUUGUGAGUCCACCGGCAUGUGCCUACUGCAUCCACUGCUACCGCGGCUAUACGUGCACCAUCCCAACCAUUGCCCUCAUUGCCAAAUACUCCUACCGCCCCCUGCACGUCCUAUUCAACCGCUUUCUAUCGGUCUUCCCGCCGCACUCCGCUGGGUUUGACACGCUUGUGGAUCUCAUUGGGUUGUCGCCGCUUCCCCCCGGCCCGCCUGGGCUUGUCAAUCUGGCGAGGAUGCGUGGUGAGGUAGAGGAGCAGGGGGUGGCGUUCCUGCUGCUCGUUGCGCUCAUGUGGCCUGCUUCCCUUCUCGAUAUGGAGCAGUUUGACGGAUAA
Closterium sp. Yama58-4 is the source of this 2103-nucleotide messenger RNA. Lineage: Eukaryota; Viridiplantae; Streptophyta; Zygnematophyceae; Desmidiales; Closteriaceae. The record is from the annotation of a GenBank genome assembly.